Harmonia axyridis is the source of this 2458-nucleotide messenger RNA. RefSeq names its product pyruvate kinase-like. Gene Ontology annotation, cellular component: cytoplasm. The record is from RefSeq and is a predicted model, not a curated record. The transcript is spliced from 7 exons. Bases 138 to 1922 code for a protein of 594 amino acids. Gene Ontology annotation, biological process: glycolytic process. NCBI's taxonomy places the organism in Eukaryota, Metazoa, Arthropoda, Insecta, Coleoptera, Coccinellidae. Gene Ontology annotation, molecular function: magnesium ion binding; pyruvate kinase activity; potassium ion binding.
GACUACUGCGGAUGUUUCUGAAAAACAUUUUUAUAAGGUUUCAUGUCAAUUAAGCCACUAGAAAAUCAAUAAUAAACAAUUCAGUCUUUUUAUCUGCCAGUACCCUGUAUAAAAUCUUGUCCCAUGGAAAUUCCCAAAUGCUCUUGGGAUUAAUUUUCAAAAGGGGGGGUAUAUACAGCAAGGACAGAUCAAGUACACUUUUCUUAACAGUCAAAAGUUAUGUCACCUUUCCAUUUAAUUUGGGUUGUCAGUUUUAUCUAAGUACUUUUAGAUCUUUUCCAAAAAUGGUGUUCACAUCAAUUUACGACAAUGAGGAGAGUAAAAUGCCAUACACUCCAGAUGUGCUUCCUCAGCAGAUGCAGGCGGCAGAUGCCAAAACAGAGCUGGACCACACUUGUGCUCUGGACAUUUUAUCCAGAGCUUCUUAUGUAAGGUUGACAGGAAUUAUUUGUACUAUUGGACCUGCCUCAAAGGAGCCUGAAUUCUUGGAAAAAAUGAUGGAAACGGGCAUGAAUACCGCUCGUUUGAAUUUCUCUCAUGGUUCACAUGAAUACCACGCAGAGACCAUAAAGAAUGUUCGUACUGCUGUUGAAAGCUACAGCAAAAAAAUAGGCAUGCCAUUCCCUCUUGCUAUCGCCCUAGACACCAAAGGCCCAGAAAUCCGUACAGGACUUCUUGAAGGUGGUGGCUCCGCUGAAGUUGUCUUGAAGAAAGGCGAAACCAUCAAGUUGACCACAGACAAGGCUUAUGAAGAGAAAGGAAAUGCCAGCUGUGUAUUUGUUGAUUACGAAAACAUAACAAAAGUUUUGAAACCAGGCAAUAGAGUCUAUGUUGAUGAUGGAUUGAUGUCUCUGGUUGUUAACAAUAUUCAAGGUUCAUUUUUGACGUGUACAAUUGAGAAUGGUGGUAAAUUGGGAAGUCGCAAGGGCAUCAACUUGCCUGGAGUGCCCGUCGAUCUACCUGCUGUCUCAGAAAAGGAUAAGGGGGAUUUGCAAUUCGCCGUUGAACAAGGUUUGGACAUGGUCUUCGCCUCCUUCAUCAGAGAUGCCCAUGCUUUAACAGAGAUCAGGAAUAUCCUUGGCGAGAAGGGAAAGAAGAUUAUGAUUAUCUCUAAAAUCGAGAAUCAGCAAGGCAUGAAGAACAUUGAUGAGAUCAUUGCAGCUUCUGAUGGUAUUAUGAUUGCCAGAGGAGAUUUAGGUAUCGAAAUCCCAACUGAAAAAGUCUUUCUUGCACAAAAGUCCAUCAUUGCCAAAUGUAACAAACAGGGUAAACCAGUAGUGUGCGCAACACAAAUGCUGGAAUCUAUGACAUACAAACCAAGGCCAACUAGGGCGGAGAGCUCAGACGUAGCCAAUGCUGUAUUAGAUGGUGCCGAUUGCGUUAUGUUGUCUGGUGAAACAGCCAAGGGAGAGUAUCCCCUUGAGUGUGUACGAACGAUGGCUGACAUCUGCAAAGAAGCUGAAGCUGCAAUUUGGCAAAGAAGGCUCUUCAGUGACCUUUCUAACAAGGCUGUACCUCCAAUUGAUGCAGCUCACACUGUGGCCAUUGCUGCUGUGGAGGCAUCUGCUAAGUGUCUGGCUGCAGCUAUAAUUGUGAUAACUACAACUGGAAGAUCUGCUCAUCUUCUUUCCAAAUACAGACCCAGAUGUCCUAUUAUUGCCGUCACAAGAAAUUCUUUGACUGCAAGACAGUGUCAUGUGUACAGGGCAAUCUUGCCAAUUAUCUAUGAAGAGGAAAGAGUAGAGGAUUGGCUUAAAGAUGUGGAUCUUCGUGUAGGCGCUGGCAUCAACUUCGGAAAAGCCAAAGGUUUUAUCAAGUCGGGUGAUCCAAUUAUUAUAAUCACUGGAUGGAAACAAGGUUCAGGUUUCACCAACACUAUGAGAGUUGUGUAUGUAUCAGAAACUGAAUGCCAUUGUAAAUAAAUUGCAUAAAAUAUCAAUGCUAAACAACCCAAAGGUAACAUGGUUAGGAUGUGGUGUUUUUAUUUAUUUAACAUAAAAUAUAUAGUAUAUCUGGAAAUGAAGGUACUCAGCAUUAAUAAACCUUUUUGCUACAUUGACUUGGCGGUUAUACUAAAUUGCAUGUUGUAUUGCGUUCAAUAUAUAAAAUUUUAUAAUGGGAAUGGUAGCAAAUGGGCUUAGUAAUGGGACAUCAUCUCAUUCUUGUACUGUGUUAAGUCUUUUAUGCCUGUUUAUAGAUAUUUUGCUUCCUUGGUAUGAAAACGCUUAAUCUUGGUAUGUUGGUUAUAUUUUGUUAUACUAAAUUUUUUUUUUUUCUUAUUUUUGUUUUUUCUAUUUUACAGUAAUGUUUCGUAGACUGUCUCCAGGGAACUUUUCCUUAUUGUACUACAUUCUACCAGUAGUAUAUUUAGGUUAUAUAAAAGUAAUUUAUUACCAAUAUGAAGUAGUAUAUAUUUUUGUCCGUAAAACCAAAUAAUAAAAUGAGUAUAUCGAAUACA